CUUUACAAUAAAACUGGUGAAAAGCUACUGACAAUCUCGCUAAACCCUUUAUCGGACUGUUCCCCGACUAUAAACCUGCAUAUCACUGAGUGGGCCCCUCUGUUGAUGACAUUCCAAACUGUCACUCAGAUGCUUCCAUGACCAGGGUUGAAAGCCUGAACUGAAACUUCACUUGUAUAUGUAACCCCCCCUGGUUUAAACCUACACAAACCAACCUUGAGGGGGUUGCUAUUUGGAGCCAAAUAUGUUCCAUCUGAUCAAGAAAGACAAGGACAAGGAUGAGAGGAAGAAGGACAAAAAGGACAAAAAGGAAAGGAUGUCCCAGGCAGAGUUGAAUAGCCUGGAGGAAAUGAGCCAGAGGCGGGGCUUCUUCAACCUCCAUCGAGGAGGCUCGAAGAGGGACAACAAAGGCAAGCUGGAGAUCUCCAGCCCCAUCCCUAUCAAGGUGGCCAGCAAUACAGAGCUCAGCCUUACUGAUCUAGAUGCUGAUCGCUUCAGCAACCAUGGCAGCAUGGUCCUGGAUUUGGGCCAGAUGAGUGCCGCCAGCUCCAGUGAUGACAUCAAGGGGGAGUGGGGACAGGAUCCCCAUCACUCCUCUGUUAAGGAGCGAGCGGCCAAGUUCGGCGGCCUGGCCAAGCAGAACUCCCAGGUGGGCCAGGUCAUGAAGCGCUUCUCCUCCCAGAAGAACAAAGAGGAGAGUGCCUCAGAGGCCUUCACACCAAGCUCAACGCAACCAUCUCCCCAGAUAGAGAACAAGGUGUUUGACCACCACAGACAUGGCUCCCAUCUGCAUCUCCAGGGCCACGGCAGGGCUGGUAAGAGGGUUCAUAUCCCAGAGGUGGUGGAGAAGACCUUCCCAGCAGACCUGCGGCUGCCUGGCGUCUUGGCACCGCCCAUGCCUGAGCCCAGGGAACUGGAGCUGCAGCGCCGCAACACAGGAGACUUUGGCUUCUCCUUGCGCCGCACAACCAUGUUGGACCAGCGGCCUGAUGGGGGGGUCUACCGCCGCGUGGUUCACUUCGCUGAGCCUGGAGCCGGGACCAAGGACCUGGCACUGGGUCUGGUGCCUGGAGACAGGUUGGUGGAGAUCAAUGGGCACAACGUGGAGAAUAAGAACCGGGACGAGAUUGUGGAGAAGAUCCGUCAGUCUGGGGACUCUGUGAGGCUGAAGGUUCAGCCCAUCGUGGAGCUGAGUGAGCUGAGCCGCUGCUGGCUGAGGAACCGCAGGGAGGCCUACAAUGUGAAGACUGAGGAGCAGAUAGCUGCUGAGAAGGCCUGGUACGGGACCGAGAAAGUAUGGCUGGUUCACAAGGAUGGAUUCUCCUUGGCGACCCUGUUGAAGACGGAGCCAGGCAGUCUGCCAGAGGGGAAAGUCAAGAUCAGACUGGAGAGCGACGGCUCGUUGCUGGAUGUGGAUGAGGAUGAUGUGGAGAAGGCAAACCCUCUAUCGUUUGACCGUGUGGAGGACCUGUCCUCGCUGCAGUACCUCAAUGAGUCCAGUGUGAUGCACUCCCUGCGCCAGCGCUACGGGGGCAACCUCAUCCACACCCAUGCUGGGCCCAACAUGGUGGUCAUCAACCCCAUCAGCGCUCCCUCCAUGUACUCUGAGAAGGUGAUGCACAUGUUUAAGGGGUGCAGGAGGGAGGACACAGCGCCUCACAUCUAUGGCGUGGCCCAGUCAGCCUAUAGGAACCUGUUGACCACGCGUCAGGACCAGUCCAUUGUGCUACUGGGGCAGAGCGGCAGCGGCAAGACCACCAACUGUCAACACCUGGUCCAAUACCUGGUCACCAUCGCUGGUAGCACUGGCAAGACCUUCUCUGCGGAGAAGUGGCAGGCAGUCUACACAAUCCUGGAGGCCUUUGGGAACAGCUCCACCUCCAUGAACGAAAAUGCCAGUCGCUUCUCUCACAUCGUGUCCCUGGAUGUUGACCAGGCUGGCCAGGUGGCCUCGGCCUCCAUUCAGACCAUGCUGCUAGAGAAGCUAAGAGUGACCAGGCGGCCAGAGGGAGAGUCCACCUUCAACGUCUUCUACUACAUGAUGGCUGGAGCUGACAGCUCUCUCAAGACUAAGCUGCACUUCAACCACUUUGCUGAAAACAGUGCUUUUGGAAUCGUGCCUCAACCCAAGUCUGAGGACAAGCAGCGGGCCUCCCAGCAGUUCACCAAGCUGCAGGCAGCCAUGAAGGUCCUGGGCAUCAGUGGGGAGGAACAGAGGGCCUUCUGGCUGGUCCUGGGGGCCAUCUACCACCUAGGGGCUGCAGGGGCCACCAAGGACACAGACAAAGCCGGUAGGAAACAAUUUGCACGUCAUGAGUGGGCGCAGAAGGCUGCCUACCUGCUGGGCUGCACUCUAGAAGAGCUCUCCUCCUCCAUCUUCAAGCACCAGGCCAAGGGCACCCUGCCCAGAGCCAGCUCUAUACGUCAGGGGACAGACGAUGCACCAGGAGACUCCUCAGGUUCCAAGGCCACAGCCAUGGAGUGUUUAGAAGCCAUGGCAUCUGGGCUGUACUCAGAGAUCUUCACCCUCCUCGUCUCCCUCAUCAACCGUGCUCUGAAGACCAGCCAGCACUCUCUGUGCUCCCUGCUCAUCGUGGACACCCCGGGCUUUCAGAACCCUCGCCUGGCCAAGCGGGAGCGCGGAGCCACCUUUGAAGAACUCUGCCAUAACUACACCCAGGAGCGCCUGCAGACGCUGUUCUAUCAGCGCACCUUUGUACAGGAGCUAGAGAGAUACAAAGAGGAGAACAUAGAGCUUGCAUUAGAUGACAUGGAGCCCAGAACAUCUCUGUCUGUAGCUGCAGUAGACCAAGCGUCAAGUCAAGCACUGCGGAGGACUGAUGAGGCGCGGGGCCUGUUGUGGCUGAUGGAGGAGGAGGCUCUGCAGCCUGGGGGUUCAGAGGAUACUCUACUGGGACGCCUCUUCAGCUACUAUGGCCCUGCCAAGGGAGAGCGCAAAGAUCACACCUUGCUGCUGAAGAGUGGGAAGCCACAUCACUUCCUGUUGGGCCACAGUCAUGGGACAGACUGGGUGGAGUAUGACGCCCGUGGUUGGCUGAGCCAUGCCAAACAGAACCCUGCCUCUACCAACGCAGGGAGUCUCCUGCAGGACUCCCACAAGAAGAACAUCAGUGGUCUUUUUAUGAGCCGAGGAGGCGGGGCCACCAUCCUGCCAGGCUCCAUCGCGGGCAUGGAGGGUGUUUCACAGCUGACCUUGCGGCGCGCCACCAGCAUGAGGAAGACCUUCACCACUGGGGUGGCGGCAGUCAAGAAGAAGUCCCACUGCAUCCAGAUCAAACUACAAGUGGACGCUCUGCUGGACACUGUGCGGAGGUCCAGGGUUCACUUUAUCCACUGCCUGCUGCCCAAUUCUGAUGCCCUGCGGGUGGGCAGAGCGGAGUUGGAGGCCCAGGGGGAGAGUGGAGACUCUGGCCUGAUGCAGCUGGAUGUGGCCCUGCUCCGGACCCAGCUCCGCGGCUCCAAGCUGCUGGACGCCCUCAGAAUCUACAGACAAGGAUACCCUGAUCACAUGGUCUUCUCCGAGUUCCGCCGCCGCUUCAACGUGCUGGCACCACACCUGAACAAGAAACUUGGCCGCAACUACAUGGUGAAGGAUGAGAAGAGGGCUGUGGAGGAGCUGCUGGAGUCCCUGGACCUGGAGAAGAACAGCUAUCACAUGGGACUGAGCAGGUUGUUCUUCAGAGCGGGGACCUUGGUGAAACUGGAGGAGCAGAGGGAGGAGCAGACCAGACGCAACAUCACCCUGUUCCAAGCAGCCUGCAGUGGAUACCUGGCCAGACAGGCCUUCAGGAAGAGGAAGACCCAUGACCUGGCCAUCCGCUGCAUCCAGAAGAACAUCACAAAGAACAAAGGAGUGAAGGGCUGGCCCUGGUGGAAGCUGUUUACCACCGUACGGCCCCUCAUUGAGGUGCAGCUCACAGAGGAACAGAUCCGAGGAAAAGACGAGGAGAUCCAGCAUCUAAAGGGGAAGCUGGAGAAGACUGAGAAAGAGAGAAACGAACUGAGACUGAACAGUGAUCGACUGGAGAGCAGGAUCUCAGAGUUGUCAGCGGAGCUUGCAGACGAGAGGAACACUGGAGAGUCGGAUUCCCAGCUGCUGGAGACCGAGACGUCUGAGAGACUGAAACUGGAGAAAGACAUAAAGGACCUACAGGCUAUGUUUGACUUGAUGAAGAAGCAGAUGGAGUGUAUGGAGAUAGAGGUGAUAGAGGCUCGUCUCAUCAGAACAGCAGAGCUCAACGGGGACGUGGACGAUGAUGACGAUUCAGGAGGAGAGUGGCGUCUGAAGUACGACCGAGCCAUCCGGGAGACUGAGUUCACCAAGAAGAGACUUCAGCGGGAUUUUGAAGACAAGCUGGAGACGGAGCAGCAGAGUAAAAGAACUCUGGAGAGGAGGCUGACGGACCUGCAGGCGGACAACGAUGAGGUGCAGCGCUCUGUGCAGCAGCUGAAGAAGAAGUGUAGCAGACUGACGGCUGAGCUGCAGGACACCAAGCUGCACCUGGAGGGCCAGCAGAGCCGCAACCACGACCUGGAGAAGAAACAGAGGAAGUUUGACUUGGAGCAGAGCCAGUCCCAGGACGAAGUGCUGAGCGAGAGGACACAGAGAGAGAAGCUGGGCCGGGAGAGAGACAUGAUGACCGGGGAACUGUUCAGUCUGCGCCAGCAGCUGCAGGACAAGGACAUGGACCUGUGUGCCGUCCAGCUGAAGGUGGAGCAUCUGGAGGUGGAGCUACAGGACCUGUCCUCCCAGGAGUCCAAGGACGAUGCGUCGCUGUCCAAGACCAAGAAGACGCUCCGCGACCUGGAGGCCAAGGUCAACGACCAGGAGGAGGAGCUGGACGAACAGGCUGGGACCAUCCAGAUGCUGGAGCAGGCCAAGCUGCGUCUGGAGAUGGAGAUGGUGAGUCUGAGGCAGACCCACUCCAAAGACAUCGAUGGCAAGGAUGAGGAGGUGGAGGAGAUCAGGCAGUCCUGCAGUAAGAAGCUGAAGCAGAUGGAGGUACAGCUGGAGGAGGAGUAUGAUGACAAGCAAAAAGUCCUGCGUGAGAGGAGAGCGCUGGAGGCCAAGCUACUGUCUGCCCAGGACCAGGUGGGCUGCAGGGACGUGGAGACAGAGAAGAGGCUGAGGAAGGACCUGAAACACACCAAAGUGCUGCUGGCUGACACCCAGAUCAUGCUGGACCACCUGAAGAACAACGCCCCCAGCAAGAGAGAGACCGCCCAGCUCAAAAACCAGCUGGAGGAGUCCGAGUUCACAUGUGCGGCGGCGGUGAAGUCUCGUAAGGGCAUGGAGAUGGAGAUCGAGGACCUGCACAUCCAGAUGGAGGAUGUGGUCAAAGUCAAGAUGUCGCUUGAGGAGCAGGUGUCACGUCUGCAGAGGGAGAAGAACGACCUGCAGUCUCGUAUGGAGGAGGACCAGGAGGACAUGAACGAGCUGAUGAAGAAACACAAGGCUGCCGCCUCCCAGUCUGCCAGAGACCUGGCCCAGAUCAGUGACCUGCAGGCCCAGCUGGAGGAAGCCAUGAAAGAGAAGCAGGAGAUCCAGGACAAGAUGCAAUCCCUGCAUAGCCAGCUGGAGUUCCAGGAGCAGUCAAUGGUGGAGAAGUCCCUGGUAAGCAGGCAGGAGGCCAAGAUCCGCGAGCUGGAGACCAAGUUAGAGUACGAGAGGACCCAGAUCAAACGCCUGGAGAGCCUGACGGGCCGUCUUAAGGAGAACCUGGAGAAGAUGACAGAGGAGAGAGACCACCGCGGGAACGGCGAGAACAGGGAGAAGGAGCAGAACAAACGCAUGCAGAGACAGAUGAGGGACAUCAAAGAGGAGAUGGCUGAGCUGUCCAAGAAGGAGGCUGAGGCCAGCCGCAAGAAGCACGAGCUGGACAUGGACAUAGAGAGUCUGGAAGCAGCCAAUCAGAGCCUGCAGGCGGACCUCAAACUGGCCUUCAAGAGGAUCGGAGACCUGCAAGCUGCCAUCGAGGACGAGAUGGUCAACAGCGACGGAGAAGAUGACCUCAUAAACAAUUUACAAGGCAUGGUGACAAAGUAUCAGAAACGAAAGAACAAAACUGGUGACGAGUCGGACACGGACUCAGAGGUGGAGGACCGUGUGGACGGUGUCAAGUCCUGGCUGUCCAAGAAUAAGGGCUCCACCAAGACCCUUUCAGAAGAGCGCAGUUUGAAGAGCUCCAGCCCUCCUCUGUACCGGAGACACCUCAGUGAAGAGGAUGAGAAGGAGCGGGGUUCCAGCAGACAGUCCCUGAAGGAAUGUGACAGUGAUGCAAAGCUGGCAGAGUCCACAUCGUAACAGAGACUAAUGCUACAUCUCUCGUUUCCACCACCAUCCUACACGAACACACCAGAGACUGAUAUACCAUCCUUUAUAUACUCAUAAUACCCCUCCCCCAUACAUCCUCAUAUGAACAUCAGUGAGCAAUGCUAGCUAGCACCAGAGGCAAGGGCAGGGAAAAGUUAGAGUGCACAUACAACUCAUCGUGGUUCUAUUGAAAUAAAACGUGGUAUAGCCAUUUUCGCUUGCUACUAAGAGCUUUGAAAAUAACAAUCUCUCACAACAUCUCUCACAACAUAUUGUCCACCUCAGCUCUACAGCCUUGAAGUGAUAUAAAUAGAGCUUAGCACCACUGACAUAUUUUAAGAGCUAUCUGUAGAGUUUAUCACCACUGGCUUAUUUAAGAUAACUGCUUUUCAUAGGCUAACUUCAAGAUACAUUCUCAAACUUUUGUAUAAUGUGGUGCUCACGAGCCAAUAGUGGUCCCUGUUUUUUGGGUAGUACGUCAUCAUGUGAUAUGUUACGAAUUUUGCAAUUUGUGUGAUACGUUACGAAUCCAAUUCGUGCAAUAUGUUAUGAAUUUGGAUCCCGGAGUGCAUCUUUAAGCUCCUGUUGUCAUCUCUGUUUGAGGGCUGGAGAGCUUGUGGUUUAUUCAAAGAACUGUAGCAGGCUGUCUCCCCUACAACCUGACUUCUCACUGCAGGUCCAUACGCCUGACACUCCAGCAUAUCUUCCUUACCACUUAGAAAUGCAUUUGUCUCCUCUACACGUGUUUGGACUGUAGCUGCUCUUGUGCUUCAAGGAAUAUUUAGCCAAUAUCAGUGUAUAGAAGAAAGAAAGACACUCAAGUAUUUAUCUUGCUUCAAUACUGUUUAGAUUUUUUAUGGUUCUUAGAGAAUGGGAGGGAGAGCUGCUGUGAGGGGAUUGUGCUUUAUGUCACAUGCAUUGGAUCUGGUACAUUUGCAUACAGUAGUUGAUGCUGUAAUGGUUUUGGUCUGGCUCGUUUGAAGCUCAGCCAUGCAUUUGUCUCCUCGUGUCAUGUCUGUUGGUUUUCAAAGGGAAUGCAUUUACUAUCUGCUAUGACAGGGUCAUUCUAGGGAUCUUGUUCUCUUUCCUUAGUUAUCAAGAUAUACAUGCACUGGAUAUCAGGGGAAAUAAUUGGUUUUAUGAGGCAAAUUGCCCUAAGUGCUAUAAGCUCCCUGUCCCUCACUGGGAAAAAAGCAUGUUUGCAACAGAAGUUCUGAUAUAAUCCCAUGAUGAAUUUUCUCAUGUAGGAUAAACCUGUGUCGUUCCACUAAUUGGUUGCCUUUUGAGUAGUGUAACACCUAAUUUUAACAUUCUGUCAUAAAGAGCACAUGCACCUUCAUAAACAACAUGUCAAGAGGGUAAAUGAAAAGAAAUGACUAGUAAGUGACUAAGUGCCAAAUUAAAGUAAAAGGGUUGACAAUUUAAUGUUAAAACAGCCUUUGUGACAGGAGGAAUGGACGUUUGUUGUGUGCAACAGGGAGGGGCAAUUGAAAGUAAGCUUCACAAAAAAAGUAUAAUUGUUAAAUGUCUAGCCUGUCUACCGGUAACAGAGUUGACAUGUUAUGUUCAACCCGUUCACUUUUCCACCACAAAACACCAGAACAUGGCCAAAAAGAGUAGAACCAGCUCACCUGCUUUUACACUAUGGUUUGACUAUUAGGUGUUCAAUGUUUCUUUAGAAGAAAAUAUAAGAAAAUGAAUAGUUUCACCACAUUAAAAUGAGAGUUCAGUUCACAUAGCAGGGUUGACUUUAAAGGAGACAUAUUGUUCUUUUUUACAACCAGAUCUUUAUUUUUGAUUGUAAAUGGCAUGUUAUAGACAGGUCCAGACACCUUUUUGUGAUUUCACAUGUUUUUGAGAAACUUACCCCAAACAGCAAAUCACUUUCUCAUCCUCGUUGUGUAGUAGGUGGGCCCACAAAACACAUAAACAAAGGCUCCAAAAAUACCCAAAUAAGUCAUUUUCGAAUCCGCAAUGAUCUAUUCCAUUUUGUUGUGACUCGAGCGAUACCGCUCGGUACCUUCUACAAAAUAAAGGAAACACGUGAGUAAAUGAGUGAUACAAAGUAUAUAGUCUAUUGAAAGCAUGGGGUGCUUCCACACAGGAAGUUCCAGCCACUUGUAGAAUCUAUGCCAAGGCGCAUUUAAGCUUUUCAGGCAGCUCGUGGUUGCCCAACGCCCUAUUAAGACACUUUUUAUAUUGGUGUUUUCUUUCUUUUGGCAGUUACCUGUAGCAUCAGGCUACACAGAGAAUGGAACCGCUGGAUAGGGGAAAUGGCUUGUCGCACAAAAGGGAAUAUAACAGUGCGGAUAAAGUAAAGAAUGACACAAUUUCAUGUGUACAGCAUCUAAAGACCUGUGUCACUAUACUGAGAGCUUUGUCGUUUCUAAAAGGAUAUAUUUGGGUGUUUUUGGAGCCUUUGUUCAUGUUUUAUAACAUGCCAUGUACAUAGAAAAUAGAGAUUUGGUUGUAAAAAAUAACUUUUAAAAUGAGGGACAGAAAUCACUAAUCACAUGAAAUAAACAAUAUUCUUCAGAAAUGACUUUUUGUCAAAACAACAAAAUAACUAGGGCUUAACAACGAUGGUGAAAAUGUGGAGACAUUUUGGGAUUAAGCGGUCUAAUAUCUCAGAGGGUGCACUGAGGGACAUGUCAAAAUGAUUAAAUUGUUUUUUACAUAUAAAAAUCUGAUUUAUUGAAUUCUCCAUGUUAUCUAUAUUAAAGGGCACUUCAAUUAAUACAACAGGCUUUUAGAAAUGCAAUAUUGGUGUACAAUUUCUACAUAAAAUAUCAAGGAUGCAAAAGGCGCUAAUUUCAUGGAAUGAAUUUGGCCUUACUGAGUGACAAUGCUAUGCUUUAGUUUAAUGUGAACUUAUGAAUUUUCAAUAAUAAAUAUGCAAAUUAUGUAUCUCUAUGUAGUGUGCGCAUGCGUGCGUGCAUGUCCACAAGGGUGUUUUCAUGUGUCCAUGUUUCCAUUGCUCCUGUCUGUUCAUGUGCAUUGGAAGGACAUGUUUAAAGUGUGGGACAGACUAUUUUGCAUAUCUUCUCAGUGGGAGCAUAACUCUGCAUAUCUUUUUCCAUUUCCAGUUUGUCUAUGCAUUAGAUACGAAUAUUAAUAUGGAACACAGGACAAUUUGAUGUCAAUGCUUCUGAGUAGUGAUUUGUUAAAUACAAUUUAUGUUUGCAUCUUAAGAGGCAUUUUUGGCUUUACACACGUAAUAUAUAAAAUGUUUGAAAUGAUUGUAUGAUUUAUCAUAGCUUUUCAAACUGGUUUGUUUAUUUUCAUCAUAUUGAACAAUUUACCACUUGUGAUAGGAAUUAUUUUUUGCUUUAGUUUUAAUGUAAAUAAAUGCAGGUGUUUGUUUUCAGUAACAUUGUGUCUUAUUGCGUGGUGGAAUGGUAAUACGGUUAUAGUUUGGAGCAGAAUUCAUCAUCCUA
Molecule: messenger RNA, 9771 nt
Organism: Coregonus clupeaformis (lake whitefish)
Lineage: Eukaryota; Metazoa; Chordata; Actinopteri; Salmoniformes; Salmonidae
Product: unconventional myosin-XVIIIa
Exons: 41
Coding region: 245-6325 (2026 amino acids)
Cellular component (GO): myosin complex
Molecular function (GO): protein binding; cytoskeletal motor activity; ATP binding
Source: RefSeq, a predicted model, not a curated record